UUUCACUCAUCCAUCUUCCUAAUCAAGAAACAAUUUAUUUUGGCCAUUGUAAGCACACUACCUGAAUUGAACAUUUUAAUAAGACUCUUUUUUAUUUUAUUUUAGAUAUUCCCGUCAUGGAGCCCAUUGUAGGGGCAAUUCUUGAAACUGUAGGUGAACAUGUAGAUUGUCACAGAAACUUCCAAAAUGAUGUGAAUGAUCUCAGAAAAAGAGUGGCAGAUCUAAAACGCAGAAGAAAUGAUAAAGUAGCAGAACUACAAAUUCUGGAUCACUCAGAAAAACAGGUUAAAGAAGAAGUGCGGGGAUGGCUUGAAGAUGCAAGGAGGGUCAUUGAAAUUGAAAUGCCAGAUAUUGAAGAAGAGGUGCAGAAUGUUUCAAAAUUGUCAUGGGGCAGCCUUGGAAGAAGUGUUCGUCAAAAGAUUCAAGAGGUGAGGGAAAUUUAUGAUCGAGGUUGUUUCCCUGAAGGUCUCGUAAUUGAAAGACCUCCACCUAUUGGAAUCACUUUGCCAACAGAGAAUAUGGUGGGUGAGGUUGAUGUGAAGGAACAAAUUUGGGGAUACUUGGGUGAAAAUGAGAGUGUUGGAAUCCCAGAACCAACAACAGAAAAUGGAUGCAAAAUAGUUAUUACCAGUCGAUCAAGGGAUGUAUGCCGCCAGUUGUGUCACAGAAUAGUUAAAGUGCAACCUCUGUCUGAUCAAGAGUCUUUGAACUUAUUCUUGGAGAAGGUGGGUCAAAACAUUCAAAAUAUUCCCAAUUUGAAAGAGACAUUGAGGCUUAUAGUGAAGGAGUGUGCUGGUUUGCCACUCGCGAUUGUUGUGAUUGCUGGGAGCAUGAAAGGAGUGGAAGAUAUUCGUGAAUGGAGAAAUGCAUUAAGGGAGUUGCGCAAAUGUGUAGUUGGUACAGCUGAAGGUUCGAGGGGUGAUGAAAUAUUUAAUCGUUUGAAGUUCAGUUACGACCGCCUGCCAAAUUCAAACAUCAAGAAUUGUUUCUUAUAUUGCUCGUUAUACCCUGAGGAUUGGGAAAUUAGCCGAGCAACUGUAAUUGAAGAUUGGAUUUGUGUGGGACUUAUUGAAGAAUUAGGGAGCAGGCAAGAAAUGCAUGAUAAAGGGCAUACUAUUUUAAAUAGGCUUGAGAACAAUUGUCUGGUGGAGAAAGGCCUUGGAGAGGGACAUGUUAAGAUGCAUGAUGUUUUGAGGGACAUGGCAUUGCACAUUAAGAGUAUCGGUCCGAAUAAGUUUAUGGUGGAAGCUAGCAUGCUAUUGAAAAAUAUACCAACGGAGAAUGUCUGGACUCAAGAUCUGGAGAAGGUUUCCCUCAUGCGGAAUGACAUCUCAUAUAUUCCUGAAAAUAUGUCCCCCAAAUGCUCGAUGCUCUCAACCCUGAUUUUGGAAAAUAAUAAAAAACUGAGAGAAAUUCCAGAGUGCUUUUUUGCAAACAUGCCCCUGCUGAAGUUUCUGAAUCUUUCUGAAACUGGCAUAGAGGUGCUACCGAAUUCUAUAUGUAACCUGGAAAAGCUUACUGCACUGAUCCUUCAUGGAUGUGAGCAUUUAGAAUGCAUGCCUUCCUUGGCAAAGCUUAAGGCACUAAAGAAGCUCGAUUUGUGGAGGGCAGGCCUUCUGGUGGUCCCUGAAGGCAUUGAAAUGUUGGCAAAUCUUCAGUAUCUUGAUUUAUGUUGUCCCCACCUGAAGGAGCUACCGACAAGAAUGAUCAGUGAGCUCUCCUGCCUCCAAUACCUAUGCAGAUAUAAGCUCUCAACUGAAGAAACAUUGAGAGGAGAAGCAGCAACAUUAAAGGAGCUGGAAAAUUUUGAAGGUGGUUUCUCUGAUCUAAAAGACUUCAACUAUUUUGUUAGUAAGUCAAAGCACUUUUUGGGAGGACUCAAUCAUUAUGUGCUUGUAGUGGGAGGAUUUGAAAUUCCGUGUUUUAAUCAUUCUCGGUCUUUUGAACAUAAUUAUUGUUUCAAAAGGGUAAUUUUAGUCAAAUGCAAGAUAAGAGGAGAAGAUGAUUUAGUGCUUCCAGAUGACCUUCAAGUUUUGAGUGUUGGGGACUGCAACACUGUCAGUGAUAUUUCUACUUUCAUGAAAAACACAACUCAGUUGCGAAGCUAUUAUUUGGAACAGUGCAAAGGGAUAGAGUGUGUGGUCUCCUCAUCAUCCUUCACAUUUAUGAAUAACCUUGAACAACUGUCUCUUUUGGAAUUGGAUAGCUUGCAAGAUCUUGUGAAAGUGGAAAAAACAACAGCAUCGCCUGCACUAACAAUAUCCCCUUCCAUCUUUUCCAAUCUUAAACAUUUGACUGUAUGGUGCUGCUCAAGAAUAAAGAAGUUGUUUCCUUGUGAGCUGCUACAGAGCCAGGGCCUCCAAAACUUGGAGCUGAUUAAGGUGAUAUCUUGCGACAUGAUGGAGGAAAUAAUAGGAUGGGAAGAUGAGGAGGAAGGAAAUGAAACAGUUUUCACUCUUCCAAAAUUAAGGAGAUUGCACUUGGAAUCGCUACCAGAAUUGAAGAGAAUCUUCCCAGAAAGAGGAAAAAUGGUUUGUGAUUCUCUCAAUUCCAUUGUAGUGUGUGAUUGUCUUAAGGUAAAGAGGAUUCCCCUUUGUCUUGUUCACAAUGAGCAACCAAUUGGUCAUCCUGCUCUCCAAGAAAUCAAGGUAUAUCCAGAAGGAUGGUGGGAAUCACUGGAGUGGGACAAUCCUAACGCCAAGAAUAUCCUUCUACCUUUAGUCAUCAAGACGAGACCACCCGGCCAACUCUAUCCGGCUGAAAAUCUGAACGCGUAAGUCCCUUUUGUCUUCAUUUACUUUUCUCUUUUUCUGUCACAUUAUCUCAUAUAUAUAUAAGUAUUUCAUCUCUUUUUACGAAUAGUUAUUUUGGUUCGUAAAUAAAUUGUAUCGUGGUACAAAUCCUGUUUUAAGGAUUGGAAGUGUCAAUCUCCAUCGAUUUGCUUCUAAGAUGUCUAUCUCUAUUAAUCAGAUUCUAUCCUCUUUUUAAUUAACUGUUACAGUUAUCCAUGUGUGAUCAUGUGAAAGUGGAAGGAACAGAAACCACUCAUGCAUUGCCUGAUCUUCAAGUUCGUGGUUGCAGAUGUUGAAGCCAAAUGGAACGGUGCAGCAAGGUUAUUGUUCAUAUCAACUGUUCAUGUCUAGUUCAGUUUUAUUAAGUUGAUAAGAAGUUCCUUUGUUGAUUUUCCAAUGUAAUCUUGUCUUUUUGAUGUUAAGUGUUUCAUCCCAGCAUAUGGCUUUGCUUUAAUUGUAUGCUCCUUGUUUUGGGGUUUAUCUAUCAUUAUUCAAAGGUAGUAAAUGAACACUGUACUG
Rubroshorea leprosula is the source of this 3311-nucleotide messenger RNA. The record is from the annotation of a GenBank genome assembly. NCBI's taxonomy places the organism in Eukaryota, Viridiplantae, Streptophyta, Magnoliopsida, Malvales, Dipterocarpaceae.